AUGUCGGCCUCUCCUCCAGAAACGCUCCACGGUGUCUCCGCAAUCACGGACGACAACCUCGAGCAAAACAUUCCGGACCACCUUCAACAGUUAGAAGAUGAAUGGCAAGACGACCCAGCUAACCCCAGGAAUUGGACUCCGGCCAAAAAAUGGACGGCCAUUGUAAUCCUUGCGCUCUACACGUUUGUGACUCCGAUAGCAAGUUCUAUUAUGGCACCUAGUUUGCCAGACCUGGCCAUAAAAUAUGGCAUAACAGAUCCGACAGUCACAGCGUUGACUCUCAGCAUCUUUCUUUUGUCAUUCGCUAUUGGCCCUUUAUUUGCCGCACCCUUGACCGAAGUAUAUGGUCGUGUGUGGACCAGUGGAACCGCCUGCCUGAAUCAGUUCAAGGUCCUCCACUUAUCGAACCUCUUAUUCCUCGCGUUUAAUCUCGGCUGUGCUUUUGCACCCAAUACUUCAUCUUUUCUCGCCUUUCGGUUUCUAACUGGUUUCGUGGGGAGUGCACCCAUCGCAUGCGGCGGAGGCGUCGUUAGCGACCUCUUCUCCGAAUACGAUCGUGCCUCCGCGAUGUCAGUAUACUAUGUCGGACCCUUAAUAGGUCCUGUCAUUGGGCCCGUCAUGGGAGGCUUCAUCGCAGAGUCGGUCGGCAUACAAUAUGAUUUCUAUGUCGCCGCCGCGAUCUGUGGUGUCGCAGCAGUGAUCGGCAUUCCUUUUUUAAGAGAAUCUUAUGCUCCAGUAAUCAGGCUUCGUCGUCAAAAAACGACAAGAGAUCUCGAAAAGGCAGCUGGGAUACAUCCUGACCUCACCGCACCCCACAUGAAUAAAUGGGUUUAUUUGUGGAUCAACCUCAAACGACCCGUUAUACUUUUCACCCGGAGUUUUAUAUGCUUCAUCCUCAGCUUAUACGUGGCUCUGAUUUAUGGUAUCUACUACUUAAUGUUUGCCACGUUCCCAACUCUCUUUUCGGAAGUAUACCACUUCAGUAUCGGAAUCGGAGGUCUGGCAUACAUUGGACUUGGCGUUGGAUUCAUAUCCGCCGCCAUCUUUGGCGCCAAACUUUCUAACAAGAUAUACUCACACCUUUCUGCAAAAAACGGAGGAGUUGGUAAGCCAGAGAUGCGCAUACCCACUCUGAUAUUUGGUUCGUUGUUCGCCCCAGUGGGACUACUUUGGUAUGGCUGGUCUGCGCAGGCCGAGAUCAACUUCAUUAUGCCCAUCAUCGGUACUGCUAUCUUUUCGUUCGGAUUAAUGGCAACCUUGUGGAUACAUUUACCUAUGCUGCAAGUGCAACCGCAGCAGCUUCUUACUUGGUUAGGGGGAGGCAACUCCCUUCUUGCAGGUCUUGCUAUCGUCAUCGGCAUACCAUUUCCCAUCUGGAUAUAUUAUGCUGGCGAACAUCGUUCAGCCCAAACGAUUUCAAAGGCACUGCACAUAAAGUAG
This is a messenger RNA of Suillus subalutaceus, 1440 nucleotides long. Its product is annotated as major facilitator superfamily domain-containing protein. The record is from RefSeq and is a predicted model, not a curated record. NCBI's taxonomy places the organism in Eukaryota, Fungi, Basidiomycota, Agaricomycetes, Boletales, Suillaceae. Bases 1 to 1440 code for a protein of 479 amino acids. Gene Ontology annotation, biological process: transmembrane transport. The transcript is spliced from 14 exons. Gene Ontology annotation, molecular function: transmembrane transporter activity.